AUGGCAAAAGCAGUUCGACCUACGAUUCACAUGCGGCCGUUGAGGCUUGACUCGACAGCCGUUUCAGCUGCGGCGCAAACACUCAGCCUUUCUUUUGCCACUGACCCUCUGAUUAACGAAGAGCGAAUCGGAAUCAUGAUGGAUGGCCACUAUGCAUCUGCAAAGAAGAUUAAGAGUAGAUAUCCUCCUAACUCACUCUAUUACCUGGAGAUCGCUGCGGUCAAACCAGACACUCAAGGGAUGGGUGUCGGUGGUGCUAUUAUGAGUUGGGUUGUGGAUCGGCUGGGAAAGUCCCCCUGUUUCUUGGAAUGCACCAACAAGGAAAACAUUCCCUUUUACGAGAAGUAUGGAUUCAAACUAUUGGAGGAGAAGACACUGUCCCAUGGAGCAAAUCAGUCCUCCACCACCCUGUAUUAUAUGGUGAGAGACAAGGCAAGGCUUGGACUGUAA
Fusarium falciforme is the source of this 450-nucleotide messenger RNA. RefSeq names its product N-acetyltransferase domain-containing protein. Gene Ontology annotation, molecular function: acyltransferase activity, transferring groups other than amino-acyl groups. NCBI's taxonomy places the organism in Eukaryota, Fungi, Ascomycota, Sordariomycetes, Hypocreales, Nectriaceae. The transcript is spliced from 4 exons. Bases 1 to 450 code for a protein of 149 amino acids. The record is from RefSeq and is a predicted model, not a curated record.